This is a messenger RNA of Haliotis rufescens (red abalone), 5777 nucleotides long. Its product is annotated as toll-interacting protein B-like. Gene Ontology annotation, biological process: ubiquitin-dependent protein catabolic process. Lineage: Eukaryota; Metazoa; Mollusca; Gastropoda; Lepetellida; Haliotidae. Bases 41 to 919 code for a protein of 292 amino acids. Gene Ontology annotation, cellular component: cytoplasm. The transcript has 7 exons. Gene Ontology annotation, molecular function: ubiquitin conjugating enzyme binding; ubiquitin binding. The record is from RefSeq and is a predicted model, not a curated record.
UCCCUCUUCACAUGACAGUGUAUCAUCAUUCUCAAACAAGAUGUCGGCUUCAACCAAUCGACGAAAUCAGGUGAUGGUUGGGGAUCUCCCCACUGACUUCCUGCGUAUCUCGGGGCAACCCACACAGAUGAUGGAGGACGAGAGGAUAGCCCAGAUCCUGCAGGCUCAGCAGCAAGCAGGGGUGGGGAUGAUGCCUGCCAACAUAGUUGGCAGACUCAGCAUUACUGUCGUUCAGGCCAAGCUGGCGAAGAACUACGGUCUGACCAAGAUGGACCCCUACUGCAGAAUCAGACUGGGGCACACGGUGUUUGAGACGCCCACAGCUUGUAAUGGCGCAAAAAAUCCCAGAUGGAACAAGACUGUGCAGACGUAUCUCCCAAAUGGAGUGGAUUCGAUGUAUAUCGAGAUCUUUGAUGAGAGGUCCUUCACGGUGGAUGACCGGAUUGCAUGGGCCCACGUCACUAUCCCGGCAUCGUCCCUGAAUGGCGAAACUUCGGAUGAUUGGUAUCCUCUGAGUGGUCGCCAAGGAGACGAGAAGGAGGGAAUGAUCAACCUUGUGAUGAGCUUCACAGCUGCGGCAGAUAUGCCGGCAUCAGCGUUCACGUAUGCGCCCCCCACGUUCCAGACAGUUCCCGCUAUGAUGCCUAUGUACUACCCAGCAGUACAGCCUGUCGUUGUUGGAGUUGCACCAGGGAUGCAGCCCGGUGUGCAGCCGGGGAUGGUGUACCCACAGCAGAUGGUGCAGCAGCAGCAGCAGCAGCAACAGCAACGAGGACCUUUGUACACAGAACAGGACCUCCAACAGGUCAAGGACAUGUUCCCAAAUAUGGAAGACGAGGUGGUGAAAUCGGUGUUUGAGGCGAACCGCGGCAACAAGGAUGCAACCAUCAACUCACUGCUGUCCAUGAAUUCAGACUAACUGGAAACAUGUAACAUACUUAAAACAUUCUGGAUGACCAUAAUAUGAGGUUCGCCUUCAGGACCAAUCAAUGUUCCAAAUAAUUCACAUUAAUUAGAAAACACAAAUUGUGCUAUGAGUCUUUCAAGGGCUACAGUUAUCUGAAAGCCCUGUGCUGUUGUCCAUGAAUUUGAUAUUUCCAGCCUCAGGGGACGCCAGUCUUCAUGGCUCCCUAUCUUUAUGCUUCAUUUGUGUAUGAUCGAAUGAACAAUUUUUUCAAUUUUCAAAUUUUGCAUGAGCAAGCAUUGUUUGAAACCAAUGAUGUAACUCAAGGCAUCCUUGUCACUACCCUUUUGUUAAAGGUUAAAGAUUUUGGAGGAUCCUGGAUUAAUGUACUAUGUGAGCAAACUUCGAGCACCCAAAAACCCUCUUUUAUUUGGAACACUGAACAAGCAUUUAAUUGUAUAUAUCUAUUUUGAGUCCAUAGUCUCUGCUAUUACUAUUUCCAAUUUUGGUUUGGGAUCAUGCUGAAUCGAGUACUGAAUGUGUAUUUUUGACAAAGCAUCCUAUCUGUUUGUAACACUUUGUAGAAGGACUUAACAGGUUGUGGAAAGACUUAAGAUAGCUUGAAUGUCCGAUUUAUUUUGAUUAAGCAGCAAAUGAAAUGAACACUUGAUGACUACCUUUAAGUAUCCAAUUAUUUUAUUCAAGAUACAAAGGAUACAAAUACUCCUUCCUUCAGUAUUCGUAAUUGAAUUGUGAGUUCAUUCUUUUUUCCAACGGGGCGGUCGGGUAGCCUAGUGGUUAAAGCGUUGGCUCGUCACGCCAAAGACUCGGGUUUCGAUUCCCGACAUGGGUACAAUGUGUGAAGUCCAUUUCUGGUGUCCCCCGCCGAGAUAUUGCUGGAAUAUUGCUAAAAGCGGCGUUAAACCAUACUCACUCACUCACUUUUUUCGGACACAAAGUAUGAUAAAAAUAGGCAUCAGAAAUGAUGACAUAAGAACUCUUAUAACUAUGAAGCAUCGUUUACUUUUAAUGUUGAAAGUUGAUUUCGGAAAGAGAUGGCCAGUGUUAACAUGAGUACGUUAAUUUAAUUUGAUUUUCUUAGAAGAUUUUCUUAGAAGAUAUUCUAUGUGGGAUUACUAUUUGUUCAGUAGUUCAUUUUUAUCUUGUAUUUACCCUUUGUUUCGAAAUGGAGACUAACCUUCUGGGCAAAUGUCAUUGAAAAUUUGGAAAGUUUCUGAACCAAUUUUAUAUGGUGUGAUGUUAAAGUGCGAUAUCUCUCAAUUGUAAAUACAUAUAUGCAUAUUUUCUGCUUUAACUGUCUACUUAGUUGAUGAGUAUUAGAGUUUAAUCAAAAAUACGAAAACUCCAUUGGCCUGUAUAUAUUAUAAUAUGAUCACAUGAUUAAUACACCUGUAACAUUACACUUUGUCACAAGACAUCUUGAUGGUAAGGCUCUCAUAUGAGCACAAGACUGCAAUACACAUGCUCAUGGGUUAAUAUACUACAGUGGCUUUUUCUCCCACAUCGAGCUGCCAUGGUAACUAAAAUACUGUACAAAGCAUCUUCCUGAGGCCAGGGAGUUAACUGACUAUAAAAGUCCAGUUUCCAUACAGAGUUGUGCCCCUUAGAAAUGCCAAAUACCUAUGAUUGUGGGUUCGAUUCACGGUUUGCCCCAAUUAUGUUUCUAGGUUUGUACUGGCAUUCCUCCCACAGUAAGCUGACGUGACAUGAUAUAACUGGAAUACUGUUCAAAGUGGCGUUAAACCCACUCACUGACACUCUCUCAUACCAACAGACUAGUUUCUUAUACACGUACCUGCAUGCCUGCCGUCAAAGGUGACUAUGCUUGCCGUCAAAGGUGACUAUGCUUGCCGUCAAAGGUGACUAUGCUUGCCGUCAAAGGUGACUAUGCUUGCCAUCAAAGGUGACUAUACUUGCCGUAAAAGGUGACUAUGCUUGCCGUCAAAGGUGACUGUGCUUGUCGUAAAAGGUGACUAUGCUUGCCGUCAAAGGUGACUAUGCUUGCCGUAAAAGGUGACUAUGCUUGUCGUAUAAGGCGACUAAUGGGAUCGGGUGGCCAUGCUCGCUGACUUGGUUGAUGCAUGUCAUCGAUCCCAAUUGUGUGGAUCGAUGCUCAUGAUGUCAAUCAGGUCCAGACUCGAUUAUUUACAGACUGCCAUCAUAUAGCUGGAAUACUGCUGAGUGCGGUGUAAAACAAAAAGCAAACAUGUAUCCAUGUGUUUGUAUUGUAUCGAUACAUGACCUAAUGAUGUACUGCUCAUAUUGUGGCACAAUGCAUCAUGAUGCACCAUUGUGGGAGGACUAGUUGCAGCCCUUGUGACUUUGUAUAUCCUUUGCUAACCCCAUAGACAAAUAUGUAAAGAUGUUAACAUCAAACAUUAGGUGAGAAAGCUUGUCUAAAGACAGUAGGAACAUACCCAGAUAAUAUAUAUCCUUGCGCAGUGAUACUUGCCAUUGGGGUCAAAGACUGAGCAUAGCAUGUGGUUAUGUGUGUAGUGGGAAAAUGUAAUUAGAGAGGCGCACAAGACUGAAUGCUUUUGUAAGGGCAUGCUUGACACAGUUGCUAAGUGCCCCAAUUCGCUGUGCAGAGUUGCACCCCUCAGGCAUGCCAGGAACCUAUUACCACAGGUGUUGAGUUCAGAUUGGUUCUCAGUGGGCACGGGUGACACGGCAGUUCGCUGUGCAGAGUUGCAUCCCUUGGGCACGUCAGAAACCUAUGAUUGUGGGUUGGAAGCCCUGUUCGCCCAGAUUAUGUUUCUAGGUUGUCAGCACCUUACCUGUGCUCGUGGGUUUCACCGAAGUGGUAAACAUCUGAGACCUGCAUCACUUCAAGCUUUCCUCCCGCAUUAAGCUGACAUGUCGUGAUAUAACUGGAAUACUGUUAAAAGCGACGUUAAACCAAACUCACUCACUCACUCACUCACUCAGAUUGGUUCUGAUUGAUUCUUGGUUCUUCAGCAUCAUACCCAAGGGUUCACCCAAGAGGUAAACGUUCGACAUGCAGCACUUUGGGAUUUCCUCCUACUCCGAGCUUACACGCUGUGAUGUAACUGAACCCGAUACACAGCAGUGUUGAACCAAUCUCACUCACACGCUGAAUGUCUCCAGGAAGUGUAAUGGGUCUGCAUCCACUUCGCAUCCAAUAUCAAUUUCCCUUUUAAGAACGAUGCAACCUUUUGCUGACUAACGAAAAAGAAGAAGAUUGUUUUGUUGAGCUGUGUUAUAACUUGGCAGCAGAUGCUCCAGAUGGUUAGGGGUCACCACAGACUGGGAUAUGAUAUGCCAUUGAGGUGUGUUCUGCUUCAGGCAUAUUUCUCAUAGCCUUAUAUAUUUAAAAAAAAUAUGAAACAUCAACGCCUGUUGACAGACAGACAGACAGACAGACAAUUUAUUCAAUAAAAGGCCACUGGCCCAAAAUACAUGCAUAUGCAGGAAUACAUAAAGCUUGCGCAAAAUGACAUUUACAAACUGGGAAAAUUUACAUUAUUUACAUUUAAAAAAAAUAUUUUUUAACACCUGUUGAUUAUCCAAUGAAACAGAUUCCACUUGACGUAAAAGUCAAAAUAGCAGUGCACAUUGUAUGAAUGGAUCACUGACAGUCAGUAUGGACACAAGGUGUUCACGAAAAGGGUCUUUCCGGCAUUGAUGAAUACAUUUUCACUUUGAGCCUGCACAUUUUACGAGAAUUUUUUUCCAAAAAAUAAAAGAAAUUAUGUGCAUGAGUGUACACCGUAACUAUGUGUAAGAGAAAAUGUCUGUAUUUCGGAAGUGGGUUCCUACAUCGUGUUGUGUGUUACUGUUCGAUUGAUGUAUUAACCACAGAUGUUGUGGUUAUCCCUGACCUGUUUCUGUGGUAAGUCAAAGUGAAAAGAUUGUCAGUUUGACUGGUUUAUGUGACGUAAAUUGAAGAAUUUAUUCUGCACUGGGAAUGGAGUCGUUAUUUCUCAUACUACUUAAGCAUGCUGAGAAAGAUUUAUGCCAAACAAGUGGACAAACCAAAUGGUAAUCUGAUAAACCAAUGAAAUAAUAUUUGGAAAGAUAUAUCAGCUUGAAUCUUGAUUUGCUACACCAGUAUUUUGUCUAAAAUUGUAUGAAUAUUAUUUUAAAAAAUUAUGGUUUUCAAUGAUGUAAUUUAUUGUAUUCUUUCCAGUUGCCAAUGUGAUUAAGCUGUUGAUGCCAAUGAAAGCAUCUGUGGUCUAAAACAGUUGUAUGAUCUCCAUAGGUUUCCUCCUGCACAGUUCCUGUUCAUGUCUAGUGUACAGGAUGUGUAGCCAAUCAUAGUAAUCAGUUGCUUUGCUGUAUAGUGUUCUGUCUGCCAGGCGUUUUAGUGGGGAUAUUCAUUUAUCAAGAUUAAUUUCAUGUUUGUUCCUCUUGGUGCAAUUAUCAUAUAUCCAAUCAUUAUUUGGGAAAUAUUAUGUAAUGUUAUUAAGUAUAUCCUUUGAUCAUUUCUUAGGACAGAUAAUGCAAUCCAUCUGGCCAAGAAAAUGUUUGUUUCGGGUACAUUGCCAUUGGUUAAUGAUAAUCUUGAUUAUUGUAAUAUAUUUACAGUGAUGAACUUAGUUUUUACUUUUCAUGCAAAGAGUAAGUUAUAUUUAUAACAAACUGAUUUGCAAGUUCAAAAAGUUUGUUUGAAAUUGAGUUUACUGGAUAAUAUUUUGCCGUACUUGUUAGGAAACGGUGUUUUUGGGUGCAUUUGGACAUGAUGUAUUGUUGAAGAUCUUAUUUGUUUGCUGUUAUCAACACUUGUCCUGUGUGAGAGCUUCGUUAACUUAACCUCUGCACACUGCUGAUGUACUAAUCGUUUUUUCCCUGUACAGUAAUAUGAUGAUGUCAAAAUAAAUAUCCAUGUUGA